AUGCAAUCCUUUACCUUGCUGAUAGCCGUGUUGGCUACGGUAUCGCCUGCCUCAGCUCAGCUUAACACACUGGCCAAAGCCGCCGGUCUUUUAUAUUUCGGAACGGCGGUCGAUAAUCCAGGCCUUAAUAACCAGCAGUACAUGUCCAUAGCUAGGGACACCAAGGAAUUCGGUCAAGUAACUCCCGCGAACGGCCAGAAAUGGGAUUCCACAGAACGAAGCCAGGGCCAGUUUAGCUACGGAAAUGGUGACGCAGUGACUACAGUCGCCAGGCAAGCUGGACAACUUCUCAGGUGUCACACGCUUGUUUGGCAUAGCCAGCUUCCUAGCUGGGUGAGCAACGGCUUCUCCCGGGAUCAAAUGGAAAGUGUCAUCCGCACUCACAUCCAGAAUGUCGGUGGCCACUACAAGGGCCAGUGCUACGCCUGGGAUGUGGUGAAUGAAGCACUUGAAGACAACGGCCAAUACCGCCAAAGCCCCAUGUACCGUGCUAUGGGUGCGGACUUCAUCCCUUUUUCCUUCAAGGUCGCCGCCGAGGUCGACCCCAGUGCCAAGCUUUACUACAACGAUUACAACAUUGAGCACCCCGGUGCUAAGGCCACUGCCGCGCUCGAGAUUGUCAAGAACAUCAAAGCGCAGGGCGCUCGCAUCGACGGAGUCGGAGGCCAGGGCCAUUGGAUCGUGGGGCAAACACCAAGCAAGCAAGACCUUAUGAGUGUGCUUGCAUCGUAUGCGGCUCUCGUUGACGAGGUGGCGUAUACCGAGAUUGAUAUCCGCCACUCCAGUGUCCCUGCAAGCCAGUCUGCCAGGGAACAGCAGGCCAAGGAUUACGUUUCCGUCGUUGAUGCGUGCUUACAAACGCCGAAGUGUAUUGGUAUCACAAUCUGGGACUUUGCAGACCAGUAUAGUUGGGUUCCAUCAACCUUUAACGGCCAAGGAGAGGCGUGCCUUUGGGACAACAACCUCAACAAGAAGCCUGCCUAUACCAGCCUCGUGAACCAUUUCCAAAGCGUUGCGUCGCAGAGGGACCUGCCACUACCAGCACUAGCACCACGAGCACCACAAGCUCGUCUACGCGUAAGUACUGCAGGGCUCGCGUCCUCACCCCACCCCAAAACAUGCGCCGAGCAGCGUCUAAUCUCUCUCCAUGGAUCUUUAGCAGCCCAAACUACCACUGUUGUGCAGACAUCAACCGUCACACUCACGCAAGUCUCUACGGCGACGGCUACAGUUACAGCAAUCACCACAUCGGUACCGGAGCCGGAAACGGUGGUUACAACAUCUGUGUUGACCAUUGUGACGACCGUCUCCGACUGCAGCUCUGGGCCGGCCACUUCUGCGUCGGAAUCCGCGCUAGAGUCGCCAAGUCACGAGGCGUCAGAGGAGCUCCAGACCACUACGGUAGCGGCGGAACCAACGCAAGCCACUCCCACUCCCGCUCCCGAGACCCGCACCGUCACGGAGGAUGUGACAGAGACGGUUACGGCCACAUCCGUUUCCACUAUCAGGUCUACCAUCACUUCAUUUACGGACCCCCGCGCCAACAGCUGCACCCGUAUCGCUGUAUGGCCAAUGCGGUGGCACCAGCUGGACGGGAUAUACUGUGUGCGCCUCAGGGGCUACGUGCCAAGCGCUUAA
This is a messenger RNA of Parascedosporium putredinis, 1638 nucleotides long. NCBI's taxonomy places the organism in Eukaryota, Fungi, Ascomycota, Sordariomycetes, Microascales, Microascaceae. The record is from the annotation of a GenBank genome assembly.